Molecule: messenger RNA, 3601 nt
Organism: Daldinia vernicosa
Lineage: Eukaryota; Fungi; Ascomycota; Sordariomycetes; Xylariales; Hypoxylaceae
Exons: 1
Coding region: 195-2885 (896 amino acids)
Biological process (GO): regulation of DNA-templated transcription
Cellular component (GO): Rpd3L-Expanded complex; nucleus; Rpd3L complex
Source: RefSeq, a predicted model, not a curated record
GCGACAACCUCUCACAUCUUACAUCUCUCACUUUAAUUGCAACGAAUUCUCGUUUGCGGUCUUUUUUUUAAUCUUGUCGCACAAAAGCUCGCCGACGACUUAUCAUUUGCCCCUCGUUUUACUUUGCUAAUUAAUAUAUCCUGCAUUUAUCAAAAUUCCUACCUUUGUCUAUACCGCUCUCAGCGGUCUGCACUAUGGUCAUGGCGACCGCAGUAGAAGCAAACAACGAUAGAGGUGUGGAGCUCGAUGAUAAUAUUUCACAAGGCAACAAGGACUCCAGCUCUUUGAUGCACGUUAUCCCGCCGUUGGAUACUUCGAAUAAUGGCCUUGAGUCGCUCAACAUGCGCGCCGACCCAGACGCCCAAGCCACCGUAACCGAUUUCCUCGAUUUUACAGAAUAUCUGCCAUCCGACAUGAUGCGAUCUCUUACCCUGAUUGGAAAGCUUGAUCAAGCCUACAUCGAUGCAUCAACUACUGUGAACGAUCUCACUACCGCAUGGGCAAAAUUACCGACACUCCCAGUCGACCAACGUCCUGCACCGGUCCAGCUGCGCAAAGAUAUAUCCGAGAAUCUGAACCGCGCUGUUAGCUCGCGCGUCUUCUCCCACGCUGAAGCCGUCCGUAUUCACGAGAACGUGAUUAGACACUAUAACCGAGCCAAGACUAUACAUGCGAAGCUACUGGCAAUGCGCGAUAACUAUCCCACCGCCGAGGAACAAAAGAGCCCCUCCCAGGUUAAGUCCCCACAAACAGUUCGCACCCCUAAGAUCACACUUCGGCUUGACAGCAAUGGACAAAAGAUCCAGAGGCCACCUCGAAUCACCGUUCCCGGGGAGGUGCUUGCGCCUUACGAAAUAGAUUUCAAUGCUUACAGCUCAUUGAGCGACGAGAGCUCCGAAGAAGAAGAGGAGGAGGAGGAGGAUAUACCCAUGUCACCUCCUAGGCGAGUCGCAACUCCGUCGACACGUAUCAAGGUGGUCAAGCUCCCGAAGUCUCCUAAGCCCCCUAAGCAGAAGAUUCCGAAGCCACCGCGACCACCCCGAACUCCGGCUAAUCGGUCUGAUAAUGCGGUUCCCAUGAUGUCCACGAGCACUGCCUUGGCGCAACUUCAGCCGCCUCCCGAGAACGCUGUUCCCGGCAGCGCUGACGCCCCGUGGCUCCAACUGACUCCUUAUGAACUUGCCAAGUUGCGUAAGAGGAUGAAGAAAAAUGCGGUAUGGAAUCCCAGCGAUACCAUGAUAGCUCGAGAGCUCAAAAACUUGGGUCGUGGCGUCGAAGCAUAUAGGGCCGCCCAAAAACAAGCUGAGGAGGAGGGAAAGCCGUUUGAAGCUACCCUUCCUACUCCGGUGGUUGACGCCGAGUCUGGAGCGAAACAUCCCCCCGAAGGUGCCAUUAGUGCUGAGGCUUUGACGGCAGACGAGGUACAGUUAAGCAACCGCGGUAUGAAAUUAAAUGAAGCCAAGAAGCUGAAACGUGAAUCAAUGGCAAGGAUCGCAGCCGAGGAAGCAGAAGAAUCAGCUAGGAAAAUGGUAGAAGCUGCUCGCAUGUUCCUUAACCACGAAGAUUCUCCGCCUGUAAACGGGAGUGCGCAGGACAAAGCCCCUGAGACGAGCCAGAAUCAAGGCAAGACCAAUAAGUCCAAGACCAGAAAGCGAAAGCGUAACUCGAUGUCGGAAACUCCCGUUGCAGAGAAACCUGAGGGAGUUCAGAGCUUACCGGCGAAUCAGCCGCCCAGCCAGACGCCCAGCCAACCCGAGAAACCCCCACUAAAGCGGACCAAAACUGAGACGCCUGUUCCGUUGCCCCAAUUAACUCCUCGGCCGCCAUCUGUGCCACCUCCGCCCCCGGCGCCUACUGUAUCUACCGCGCCAACAGAGACUCCGGUCCCUGUCCCUGUCCCGCAGCUCGGCAAGAUCCCUCAGGUGGCUGCUACGUCAAAGACGCCGGUACCUGUACCCGUUCCAGUUUCUUCGGAUACGUCUAUGAUGACUACUCGGUCUGCUGCUUCCUCGGCGGCGACGAGUCCAGCUCCGUCAUCUAAUAUUGCUACGACGAUACCCGUCAAGCCGUCGGCGGAGACUCCUAUUCUGCCUCCUAUCAAGACCUCGACUACGCCUAUUCCCCCUCCGCCCCGGGAAAUGCCCAAACGGGAAACUAGACAGAAUAUGCAACCAGCCCCGGCUCCAGUUUCAGCUAACCAUAGGCAGUCGAGUUCUCAAAACAAUACGCCUGCAACCACGCCUGCUCCCGAGUCCCAGCCUAUCUCCGUACGUCGGCCUACUUCACGCGGGAAGGCUGCGAGCCAGGAGCCCCUUCCAACCUUUGCGGCCGAACGGCCUCGGCGUACGAGUACCGCUAGAAACACCCCUGCUCCAGAACUGCGUCAGCCUAGCAAACGUACUAAGCGGCCUGCUCCAGGCGUCGUGACUACGAACUCGGGCGGCACUAGCGCUAUAGGAAAGCGUAAGGCAGCGCCACGUAAGAAAGCUCGCGGCGGUAACCCUAAGAAGGAGAGGGGUGCAAGCCAGCAGGCCGAGCAGGAAGUAGAGGUAGAGGUGGACGACGAUGGCAAUGUCAUCGAUCCCGACGAACCUAGAUACUGCCUCUGCAACAGAGUCAGCUUCGGCACUAUGAUACAGUGCGAUAACGUAGAUGUGAGCGCAACAAAGACUACUGCAACCCCAGCAUGUGGUGACAAGAAAGCACGCAAAAAGAAACUAACCAACCCCCACCUACAGAAUUGCAAGCAAGAAUGGUUCCACCUCGAGUGCGUGGGACUGACUGAGAUACCAGCACGCACGACGAAGUGGUAUUGCCCUGGAUGUCGCGAUCUGCUAAAAAUCGGAGGAAAGGGAGAAGUGACUUCGCGAGGCGUCAAGACGUAAUGCUUGAUCCUCACCGCUAAUCUGCUUCUAAUAAUUCGAGCAUUAUGGCUCACGCCCCUUACAAUCCUCAUCAUCUUUGUUUUCAUUCGGCAUGCGUUCCUCUUUACUGAUACCCGAUGUCGUUUAUCUGACUUUUCUUUUAAACCCAGUCGUUGACCAUUGCCCGGCAGACUGUCGAAUACCCAGCCUCGAUUAGUCUUGGCGUGCUAUCCCAGAUCCGCGGGGAUGCUAACAUGUAUACUACUCAAGAGGGCAAGGUUCUGGAUGGUCCGGCGGGUUCAAAAGGAUUAUAUUGUUUUGUGCAAACCAAAAGCUUCGAAAUUCUUACAUAUGUUAUAGCAUCACUUUCGUGGUUUACUCAUGCCGUCGCCAACAUGGGGUAUUCAAUUCAAAUUGUGUCUACUAUCAUCAUGUCUCUUCAGCUUAUCCAUUGAAGAGCCUAAUAUUCACGAGACCACCUGGACUCGAUAGCCCCGAAAUGCUUCAAGAAAUGGCAAAGCCUUAUAUUAUAAAGGUCUGGGGAUGAUACCGGUCGAGUUGUUCGGUUGUAGCCAGCCUGUAGAUAGUUAGAGCUACGAUAUUGGCUUGUAACUUUUAAAUGCUAGAUAUUCUUAACCUUGCGUAGCCAUGCAGAGAAAUGAUUUUAAAUCUGUAAUACUCUUAUACCCCAACAUACCCGACGACGGGGUGCUUAGUAAAUACCCCUCAUGCAAGAU